This is a messenger RNA of Parastagonospora nodorum SN15, 2013 nucleotides long. RefSeq lists its product as hypothetical. NCBI's taxonomy places the organism in Eukaryota, Fungi, Ascomycota, Dothideomycetes, Pleosporales, Phaeosphaeriaceae. The record is from RefSeq and is a predicted model, not a curated record. Gene Ontology annotation, molecular function: 5'-flap endonuclease activity; 5'-3' DNA exonuclease activity; metal ion binding. Gene Ontology annotation, cellular component: nucleus. The transcript is spliced from 3 exons. Bases 1 to 2013 code for a protein of 670 amino acids. Gene Ontology annotation, biological process: DNA recombination; mismatch repair; DNA double-strand break processing.
AUGGGCAUCUCCGGUUGGUACGCUGCCAUACCUGCUAGGACAAUACUGACAGUCAUUCUAGGGCUUCUACCACUGCUGAAAUCAAUACAAAAGCCAUGCAACCUCAAGAAGUUUUCUGGCAAGACGAUUGGCGUGGAUGCCUAUGGCUGGCUACACCGCGGCACGGCUGCCUGUGCCAUUGACCUGGCCCUGGACAAGCCAACAACGAAAUAUGUCGACUUCUGCAUGAACCGUGUCCGCAUGCUCAUCCACUUCGGAAUCACGCCCUACAUCAUAUUCGAUGGCGACAACCUACCCAGCAAGGCCGGCACAGAGAAGGACAGGAGGGAGAGAAGGAAAGAAGGCAAGAGACUGGGACUAGAGCUACUAAAGGUCGGCAAGACGGCUCAGGCGCACCUGGAACUGCAGAAGUCGGUGGACGUGACACCCGAAAUGGCGCGCAUGUUCAUCGAGGAACUCAAACACCACAACAUCCAAUACGUUGUCGCACCUUACGAGGCAGACUCUGAGAUGGCUUACCUGGAACGGAAAGGCAUCAUCGACGGCGUGCUGUCGGAGGAUUCGGACCUCCUGGUCUUCGGCGUCAAAUGCUUGAUCACCAAGCUUGACAAGUACGGCGACUGUGUCGAGAUAAAUCGCAACCACUUCACUGCUUGUCGAGAAGUCAGUUUCGUGGGCUGGUCAGAUGCCGACUUCCGGAGAAUGGCCAUCCUCAGCGGCUGUGACUAUCUUCCGGGAAUAGGUGGACUUGGCCUAAAGACCGCCCACCGGAUGCUGCGAAAGCACAAGACUGUCGAGCGUCUCGUAAAGGCUGCUCAGUUUGACGGAAAGCUCAAGGUACCUGCUGGAUUUAUGGCAGAUUUCGACCAAGCAGAGAAGACGUUCAUGUACCAAUGGGUAUUCUGUCCGAUUGAGAAGAAGCUGGUACACCUGACACCGCUGGCAGAUGGUAUCGACAUCGCUGAUAUGCCUUUCUUGGGCGAGGAGGUGCCUGCACACAUCGCAAUGGGCGUAGCACGAGGCGAUCUGUACCCACGGACGAAACUGCCCAUGACGAUUACUAGCAAGCAGAAGCCUAUGGGGAAACCACUGGCUCCAGCCCGAAGAACCUCGUCAAUUGUUCAGACGCCGGAUUCCAAAGGCUCGAAGCCCAUCGAUUCUUUCUUCAAAGCUAGACGCACACCAUUGGCCGAACUUGAUCCGAACCUUUUCACACCAUCCCCAAGUCAGCAGACAUUGCUUGAGCAACAAAGCAACAACAAUGGCUGGGCAGCGUCAGUUUUUCACGGAAACCUAGUCCGUCACUCCGACCGCACAAGAGCACUCGGAGAAAGACUGGUCAGGACUUUGAUCUCUUUUUCCGACGAUUCGCUUCACGAGGCUAUGUUGGAAGUAGCGGAUCUAGAAGAGUCUGCCUCGCAGCCAAAGAAGAAGAUGAGGGUUUUCUCCGACAGCGUGCAGUCGAGCAUCAAGAGCGAGUCGCAAUCAACAACGUCUUCAAGAGGCAGUACCGAUCAGUCGCAGGACAGUACCGCAACGCUCACACCUGCAAGCUCAUUGGGUAGCCCCGAGCCAGAAUCGGUCUUCAGCUCUGCGAUAGGCUCACAGAUGGAAGAGCUGCGCUCCAAGUUCGCAUACAAGCCUCCACCACCACUUUGGCCACGCACUCCGCGCAUCGUAAAGUCUCCUGUGCGCAGACGGAAUACGGAAGCCUGGGCGCCCUCGCCGUCUCCGCUGGAGCAUAGUUCGAGUGCCAUACAGGAGCCCGCCCUACCAGGUACACCAUCACAUGUGGAUGACGAGCUGGAAAUCAGUGAUGCCGCCUUUACAGCAAUGGAAUCUGAGGUAGUCGUUGCCGCCAGUUCACCGCCACCGAUGAUGACACCAAAUAAAAGAAGGCGCUCAUCAUUGAAAGGCAGCGAAGACUUACUCGUGCCCGACAGCGAGGGUGAGAGCGAAUGCUCUCCUCGCAAACCGAUGUUCAGCCUCAAGCGAUUCGCUUUUGCAGGAUGA